AUGUCCGGUAACACUAACUUCAAAUUGGCCACUGAAUUACCAGCUUGGUCUAAAUUACAAAAAAUUUACGAUGCUCAAGGUAAGACCUUGUCCGUCAAGGAAGAAUUCCAAAAGGAUGCUCAACGUUACAACAAGUUGUCCAAGACUUUCACCAACUACGACGGUUCCAACAUCUUAUUCGAUUUCUCCAAGAACUUGGUCAACGAUGAAGUUUUAUCCGCUUUAAUUGAAUUGGCUAAGGAAGCUAAGGUCACUGAAUUGAGAGACGCUAUGUUUGCUGGUGAACAUAUCAACACUACUGAAGACCGUGCUGUCUACCACGUCGCCCUAAGAAACAGAGCUAACAAACCAAUGUCUGUUGACGGUAAGAACGUUGCUCCAGAAGUUGACGCUGUCUUACAACACAUGAAGGAAUUCAGUGAACAAGUCCGUUCCGGUGAAUGGAAGGGUUACACUGGUAAGGCCAUCACCGAUGUUGUUAACAUUGGUAUCGGUGGUUCCGAUUUAGGUCCUGUUAUGGUCACUGAAGCUUUAAAGCAUUACGCUGGUGCUUUGAAGGUUCAUUUCGUCUCUAACAUCGACGGUACUCACAUUGCUGAAACUUUGAAAGUCGUUAACCCAGAAACUACUUUGUUCUUAAUCGCUUCUAAGACUUUCACCACUGCUGAAACUAUCACUAACGCUAACUCUGCUAAGACUUGGUUCUUAGAAAAGACUGGUAACAACACUGCUAACGUUGCUAAGCACUUUGCUGCUUUGUCUACCAAUGAAACUGAAGUUGCUAAAUUCGGUAUUGACACCAAAAAUAUGUUUGGUUUCGAAAACUGGGUUGGUGGUCGUUACUCCGUCUGGUCUGCUAUCGGUUUGUCCGUUGCCCUAUACGUUGGUUUCGACAACUUUGAAGCUUUCCUAAAGGGUGCUGAAGCUGUUGACAAGCACUUCACUGAAACUCCAUUAGAAGACAACAUUCCAUUAUUGGGUGGUCUAUUGUCCGUCUGGUACAACAACUUCCACGGUGCUGAAACUCAUUUAGUUGCUCCAUUCGACCAAUACUUACACAGAUUCCCAGCUUACUUACAACAAUUGUCUAUGGAAUCUAACGGUAAGUCCGUCACCAGAGGUAACGUUUUCGCUAACUACUCCACUGGUUCCAUCUUAUUCGGUGAACCAGCUACCAAUGCUCAACACUCUUUCUUCCAAUUGGUUCACCAAGGUACCAAAUUGAUCCCAGCUGAUUUCAUUUUAGCCGCUCAAUCUCACAACCCAAUUGAAAACAAAUUACACCAAAAGAUGUUGGCUUCUAACUUCUUUGCUCAAGCUGAAGCUUUAAUGGUCGGUAAGAACGAAGAACAAGUUAAAGCUGAAGGUGCCACCGGUGGUUUAGUCCCACACAAGGUCUUCUCCGGUAACAGACCAACCACUUCCAUCUUGGCUCAAAAGAUCACUCCAGCCACUUUAGGUGCUUUGAUUGCUUACUACGAACACGUCACCUUCACUGAAGGUGCUAUCUGGAACAUUAACUCUUUCGACCAAUGGGGUGUUGAAUUAGGUAAGGUUUUGGCCAAGGUUAUUGGUAAGGAAUUGGACGGUUCAGACAAGAUUGCUUCUCACGAUGCUUCUACUAACGGUUUGAUUAACCAAUUCAAGCAAUGGAUGUAA
This is a messenger RNA of Naumovozyma dairenensis CBS 421, 1659 nucleotides long. It is a transcript of the gene PGI1, whose product is annotated as glucose-6-phosphate isomerase. Gene Ontology annotation, cellular component: cytosol. NCBI's taxonomy places the organism in Eukaryota, Fungi, Ascomycota, Saccharomycetes, Saccharomycetales, Saccharomycetaceae. The transcript has a single exon. Gene Ontology annotation, biological process: glycolytic process; gluconeogenesis; glucose 6-phosphate metabolic process. The record is from RefSeq and is a predicted model, not a curated record. Bases 1 to 1659 code for a protein of 552 amino acids. Gene Ontology annotation, molecular function: monosaccharide binding; carbohydrate derivative binding; glucose-6-phosphate isomerase activity.